AUGUCCCAUUUGCCUCAAUCUUUUCUAGGCUCUUUUCCGCUUUACCUCGGCGUUGAGAUAGCGCUCGGAAUCACGAUUCUUAACAAAUGUAGUGGGUUCUACGGCCUCCUAGCGUUGUUCACAGGUCACCCGCUCGACCUCCUACAAUGGGUGCUGUACCUGUUUUCUGCGUUCACGCUUGUCGUUUAUGCGAUUGGUCUAUCCAAAACAUACAAGCCGGAUGUGCUGACUUUCUCGCUUGUUGUGGCACUUUUCACACUCGACACGGUUUUGACGUGUCUGUUCACCCUUUGGUUUAGCAAUGACUGGUUUUCUCGCGGAUCUGGGCUUGAAGAGUCGCGUCCCGAGCUCCAAAACCCUGGGUCUGCUCUGGGUCCUCCUCCCGAACUCGUAAAAAGAGGCAGUUCUCUCGCGUCCCAGAGCGCUUCACAAGGCUACGAACAUUCUGUCACCAUUUUAUUCACAAUUUUGACUCUUGCUGCAAGAUUUUACUUCAACGCUAUUCUUCUCGCGUUCCUACAACGCCUUCUUCGCCAUCCAAAGUACAUGUUGGACUUCGAUGAACUACAACAAGACAUGAAAAACAAGUCAUUCCUUCAAAGAUACUGGAGGAAAUGCCAACUCAAGUGCUACUACCUAUGCCGCCAAUACCUGGCCUGA
Molecule: messenger RNA, 660 nt
Organism: Lachancea mirantina
Lineage: Eukaryota; Fungi; Ascomycota; Saccharomycetes; Saccharomycetales; Saccharomycetaceae
Source: the annotation of a GenBank genome assembly